Messenger RNA from Rhodotorula graminis WP1, 1713 nucleotides. RefSeq lists its product as uncharacterized. NCBI's taxonomy places the organism in Eukaryota, Fungi, Basidiomycota, Microbotryomycetes, Sporidiobolales, Sporidiobolaceae. Bases 1 to 1713 code for a protein of 570 amino acids. The transcript has 2 exons. The record is from RefSeq and is a predicted model, not a curated record.
AUGCUCGACCCUGCAGCCCUCGCCAAGGACCCGCUCACGACACGGCGCUCCCUCAACCUCGUCCAGCUCGUCGCCCUCUUUGCCCUCGCAGGCGCAAUCGCCGUCGUCGUCUUCCUCCUGACCAACCUCGUCGUGUUCCCGCCAAGGCGCACCCUCACCCCGACCGAGGUCAACACGAUCCUCAACCGCCGCGAGAACGGCGGCACGGGCGUCUUUGCCCGCAAAUGGCGCCGGCGCCUCUUGCCCGCCCGCCAGUUUGGCGACGAGGACGUCCUCGCCGACGCCGACAUUGACGCCCGAGACGCACUCGACAACGCGCAGAAGUGGCGCAUGCGCUCGACCUCGCCGCCGCCAGGGCUGCGCAGCUGCCUCAAGAGCGCCCUCGCCGCCCCGUCGCCCUCGACCUCGUCUGGUGACGAGCCGCUCGCGCCCGCUCGACCCGCAAAGCACGUCCGCAUCGCCGAGCCGUCACUCGUCGGCGAUCUCGAGGCCCUGCGCGAGCGGUGGGCGUCGCCCGACAUGCAGGGCGAGCAGGGCCAUGGCGGCAUCGGCGGGUACCGCUCGACGCGCGACUUUGUCGUCGCGAGGGGCAAGGGCGCGGCGGCAUCGCCCGCCGCCAAGCCUGUACCGGCGGCGGCGACGGCGGGUGCGGCCGUCGACGUGCUGCUGCCGGGCAAGGCGAUCCCGGCGACGACGGCCGACGAGGACGAGUCGGCGUUCGAGAUCGACGAGGACGACGCCGAGCCGUUGGCGCGGCGCCUGCAGCGCCACCACCCGCACCUGUCGGCGCACACCUCGCGUACCUCGUCCAACUCGCCCUCGCCGCUCGGCCGUCGACGCCGAGCACUUUCACCCGCCUCCCUGCACCCUUCCUCCUCCUCAACCGCCCGCUCGUCCUCCCCCGCCUUUGUCGUCGGCCACCACUCGACCACGCACAAGGCGUCGCCCUCACGUCGGCGCGCCCUGAGCCCCAACACGGCCGCCUCGUCGCCGUGGAGCGCGCGCUCGCACUCGGUCUCGCCAGGAGCGGACCGUGCGGCGCCGCGGUGGGUGCGCACAAAGGGCGGCAAGCUCGCGUCGCCCGCGCCGGUGCGGUGGGCCGUGUCGGUCGAGGCGGGCUCGGGCUCGGACGUCGAGGACGAGGAGGACGAGGGCGAGAUCGAGCUCGAGGACGCGGCGACGGACCUCGAGGACGACGACGACAAGCGCCCGUCGCCGCCGCGCGGCAUCUCGACGCAGCUGGCAGGCAUCGCCGCCGUCGCCGCCGUCGUCCCACCUUUGCCACCAUCAGCGUCGCUCCGCCUCGUCUCGCCGCCGGGCUCGGCGUCGCCCGCCCUCUCGAUCCUGAGCGGGGGCGAGUCGCCUCAAGAGUCGCCGACGCCCUCGCCCGCACGACUGCCCGCACUCUCCCUCACGCCGUCGAGCCCACCCGCACCUGUUGCUCAACCCCUCGUCCCGGCACCCGCAACCUCGGCCGCCGUCUCUCCCUCGCCGUCGCCAUCCGUCGAUACCCCUUCGAGCACCUCGACUAGCUCGACCGCCCUCUCUUCCGCCUCUUCCUCUUCCCCUUCUCCCUCGAUCGGCGCCGAGCGCCGUCUCUCCCUGCGUGUCGAACAAGCGCUGCGCGACCAGCAGGGCAAGCGCCGGCCGUCGCGCGAGCUCGAGCUCCAGGUCGGCGCCGGUGCGGGUCGGUCGAGCGCCUUGACGGUGUGA